This is a messenger RNA of Bactrocera neohumeralis, 2337 nucleotides long. Its product is annotated as serine protease inhibitor 27A-like. The transcript has a single exon. The record is from RefSeq and is a predicted model, not a curated record. Gene Ontology annotation, molecular function: serine-type endopeptidase inhibitor activity. The coding region runs from base 714 to 2132 and encodes 472 amino acids. Lineage: Eukaryota; Metazoa; Arthropoda; Insecta; Diptera; Tephritidae.
AUCUGUUAGACGAUACAACGUAGUAAGAGAGCUGAAAUAUUUCAAAAAAAUAUAUGUAAAAGCGUUUGAGUGAUAAAAUUUUAACCAAGCAAUUUCACGGAAAUUAAAAUUUCUUUAUAAUAUAUAUUUAUUUUUUUAAUUUUAUUGAAUACAAAAAAAAAAACAACCAGCUUGUUGGAAGGUAUUGACUUGAUAAAAUAUUAACAUCAAACAGCAGUUCCAACGCCAGCAUUUUUUCGUCACACAUAAUAAAUAAAAGCAGACGUAAAUAUAUACGAAACAACAAAAACAAUACUAAUAUAAGAGAGCGCAUAUUUAUGUGGUUUCGCGGGAGAUAAGAAAGAAUUUCAUUCAUCUCCAACAAACGCAACGAAUCUCAGGAAAACCAAAGCCAGGCAAAGUCAUCGAAAUAAACCGCAGAGAGACGACAACUAACAACUCACAAUCAAUCAACACAUUAUACAGAAAGUGUUGCUGUACAUUUGUUGUUGGCGCAACGUAAUAUAGUAAUCAUCGAAGCUGGUUUUCCCAAAAGCGAACUCAAGCGUUAGCGAUCGCAGCCGAGACCGGUCAUUGUGUGCGCGAGACUUGCUGUGAACAGUUCGCCGACGUACUAAUAAUUUCGGCUUUGGAGUGUGUUUGAUAUUUCGCUAAAUAUAAAAUUACUUUGUACGCAAAGUAUAAAAAUCAAACGUUUUCGUGACAUCAUAAACAUGACGUUGUUGAGCGUAUUUAAACUUUUCGCCGCCUAUGUGAUAAUUAUCGCACGCGCACGCGCUUAUCCCACAACUGUGACGCUACCGACGGUGAAUAAUGCGACACAAUUGGAUGCCUUCCAGUUUGCCGUUAACGAGAGCCAUAUAUUUGACAUACCGCCUGGAAUAUUUACAACAUUCGUACCACUGCCAGGUGAAGCGUCGAUAAACGAUGACAAAGAUGAUUAUGUGCCCUAUCGCAGCGAUGUGCACGAUAGCUUUUCAUGGGCGUUAAUCAAGCAAAUAUUGGUGUCAACAACACCGCGCCGCAAUGUGAUUGCAACUGCUGCUGCCGCUGGGGCUGAUAACUUACCAGAAGACGCAGAAAACAUCGUAUUUUCCCCGUUCUCCGUGAAGCUCGUGCUCGCGCUACUCACAGAGGCAACGGGUAAUGGCACGCGUUCACAGCAACAACUACUAGCCACACUGGGCGAUAUAAGGUCGCUCGAGAAUUUGCGAAAUUUUUAUCGCAAGACGUUGACGACUUUGAAGAAGGAACAUGCAGAUUACACUUUACGCCUGGAGACACGCCUCUACACCGAUAAUUCAGUGCAAGCGCUACCUUCUUAUGCCACAUUGCUAAAGUCAGCUUAUCAAACACCAGUCGAUAAUCUAGAUUUCAACGAUGGCGUCGCGGCGGCUGAGAAGAUCAAUACCUGGAUUGCACGUGUCACGGAGGGUCGCCUAAAGCAAUUGGUUACGGACGAAAGUGUUGCGAAAAGCGUUAUGCUGCUAGUGAACGCCAUCUACUUCAAUGGCAAGUGGCGUCGUCAGUUCACUGAAACGCACACUGGCGCCUUUUAUCGCAGCGCAACCGAUCAAGUGAAGGUUGCUUACAUGGAAUUGACCGAUCACUUCUAUUAUCAUGAGAGUAACGAGUUGAAGGCGAAAAUCGUACGCCUGCCUUAUCGUGGUCAGAAGUUCUCGAUGUUCAUCGCAUUACCUAAUGAGGGUCAAAACAUUGACUCGUUCAUCAGCCGCAUGCAAAAUGAGCAGCUGAAGCAUAUGCAAUGGAUGACGGAGCGCAGCAAAGUUCGUGUGGUCUUGCCCAAAUUCAAAUUCGCAUAUAAAACCGAUCUGAAAGCGGCAUUGUGUCGUUUGGGUGUAAUAGACAUAUUCACCAACAACGCUAAUUUAACCGCUAUGGCUGCCAAUGAGGACUUACAAUUGAUGGUUUCGAAUAUACUGCAGAAAAGCGGUAUCGAUGUCAACGAAGUGGGUACAGUGGCUUAUGGUGCUACGGAAGUAGAAAUCGUAAAUCGUUUUGGCGCCGAUGAAGAGGAAUUUAUUGUGAAUCGACCGUUUGCCUUCUUCAUUGAAGAAGAAAGCACGGGGAAUAUCCUUUUUGCCGGAAAAGUAAUGAAUCCUACGACAUGAGCAACUAUAUAUACUUAGUUACUUAGGUUUUUAGCGUGUAUUAUGUAAAUAAUUUGUAAUCUUAAGUGUUAGGUCUUAGUGUAGCCCAACAGUUAGUUAAUGUUAUGUGAAAAAUGAGCAUAUACGUGCAUUAAAAAAAAAUUUAAGCUUUUGAACUGUGUAUUAAGAAAAAUAAACGAAAACUAAGCAUAUAUUGAUAAACUAA